Messenger RNA from Vicia faba (fava bean), 816 nucleotides. The record is from the annotation of a GenBank genome assembly. Lineage: Eukaryota; Viridiplantae; Streptophyta; Magnoliopsida; Fabales; Fabaceae.
AUGUGCAAAACCAAAAUGGCCAUUAACGCUUCUGCCCCAAAAUCAACCCCACGUUCACAACAACAACAACAACGAACAAACCAAACACCAAAAACAACACCAUCGUCAUCAAAAACAUCUUCAAAAACAUCAUCAAAAACAUCAUCAUCAAACCCCACAAAACCCAAAACCCGUUCUUUCUCCGACAACCCAUCCACCUCCUACGCCACCACAACCGGUUCAACCGGCUUCCGUCUCUCAACCGACACAUCCAUCUCUAGCCCAACAUCCCUCACCACCCUCCGCAACACCCUCCCAGAAAACCCCAACAUCUACGACUUCUCCGAAAUCUGUUCCGCCACAAACAACUUCCUCUCCAAACGCUUCUCCUCCUCAACCCCUUGCUGGCACUGCACCCUCCGCGGCGCUGACGUCAUCAUUUUCCAACGCAAAUUCCGACGCAAACUUCAAACCACUCAGCUCCGGGAACUUCUCUCCGUCGUCUGCCGUAGCCACCACGUCAGCAUCAUCAAACUCCUCGGCGUUUCAAUCUCCGGCGAACAUAUUUACCUCGUGUACGAAUUCGUUAACGGCGCUAAUCUCUCCGAUUGUUUACGUAACACCCGAAACGUUCAUUUCACCGUUCUUUCUACAUGGAUUUCGAGAAUGCAAGUCGCCACCGAUCUCGCUCAUGGACUUGAUUAUAUUCACAACAAGACCGGGUUUGUCAUUUCGGCGCAGCGCAACUCUGCGGUGAAGCCGUUGAGAAAAACGAAACCACCACCAAACAAUCGGGGGAAAAAGAAAUCACGGAGGAAGCUAAAUCGAAUCCAUUGA